UGCUCCGCUUAUGAUUACAGUCACCAUUUGUAAAUUGAAUUCAUUUACUAAAUACGUUCAUUUCCGGAUUGGGAUAUAAUCAUAAUAUACAUUCAAUAUACAAUGAGUGUGGAAUGCCUUAAUAUGUAUUUAAAUGUUUGAGUGACCCAUAACAUGACAGAAAAACGAAACUAUAGAGAAAACAGGAACAAACGGGUAUAUUUCACAUUGCUUCGGUGGGUACAUUUACUAAAUUUGAGGUACAGAAAAAAGGCCAGUAAUUUAGAUUGCAAUAUUUAUAUGCUGAAAAUACGUCUUCUGCAGUAACGCAGUUUGCAAUAUUUUCAAUGGUGCAACAUUUUUACUAAAAACUGCAGUUCAUGUUUUCCAAUGGGUACUCAGCUGUGUGUUUCCAUGGAAACAGGUACCAUUUACAGAAUCCUACAAGGAGAGCGAACCGCGGAUGCGCUUCGGAACGCGAGCGGACACUUAAGCUCCGCCCCAACCUCAGCCGUCGCGAUCUGUGCGCGUGCGCAGCGCGCCUCGCAACAUGGCUGCAAUGGUAUCUUCCAGGAAAAGCGAGACCACCAAAACCCUGCGACAACAGCAUCACUAAUAACUCCUCCCAGGACUCGAGCGAUUGGCUAGUGUGUAUCCGUGUUUGCGAUUGGUUUUUUGCUAUGCAAAUAACAUUUAACACCGCCCAUCACGAUGUUCUUGUUUGCGAUUGGCUACUUGGAAUGUCAAUCAUCCGUCGACAAGUCCGAAGGCUGUCCCAAGGAAGCAACCGAUCAACCGAUCUUGGCACAUUCUGCACGUACGAAGACAUUGCGAGGGGUAUGUGAUGAGCUCAAGUCCCGUGCUCCGCAUCCGUUGCAGAAUGUCUCUUUUCUCCGAAUAGAUUCGCCAUAGCUGCUAGUUGAGCUGUUUGCGAGGCGCCGCCUGGCUUGCGUGGAGGACGAGAGAAGCGCGGCGCAUCAUCGAUUAGGAUUAGUCAUCAUCAUCAUCAUGAAAUUCGCACAGUUUCUGCUGAAGAACGGCGCAAAGAGUGCCAUCCCGAAGGAGGUGGAGAGGUUCUCCAAAUUCUCCCCCUCCCCCCUGUCCAUGAAGCAGUUCAUAGAUUUCGGUUCCGCCAAUGCUUGUGAGAAGACCUCCUUUGUGUUUCUGCGCCAGGAACUUCCAGUGCGGCUGGCGAACAUCAUGAAGGAGAUAGACUUUCUCCCCGACAAACUCCUCGGCACGCCUUCUCUUCAGUUGCUGCAGAGCUGGUAUGCACAGAGUCUCAUGGAAAUUGUGGAUUUCUUGGAGAAAGAUCCUGAAGAUAAAAAAAUCCUAAAAAAAUUUACAGAAACGCUCAUCAAUAUCAGGAACAGGCACAACAAUGUGGUCCCCACUAUGGCUCAAGGCGUCGUGGAGUAUAAGGACGCGUUCGGCGUCGACCCUGUGACCAAUCAGAAUGUCCAGUAUUUCCUCGACCGCUUCUACAUGAGCCGCAUCUCGACCCGGAUGCUCAUGAACCAGCACACGCUGAUCUUCCAUGGAAGCACCAACCCUGCCCACCCAAAACACAUUGGCAGCAUUGAUCCCAACUGUGAUGUGGUGGAGGUUAUAAAAGAUGCCUACGAGAGCUCCAAGAUGCUCUGCGAUCAGUAUUACCUAACAUCUCCUGAAGUGGAGAUCAAACAAGUGAAUUCCAAAGCGCCCGGACAGCCCCUACAUAUCGUCUAUGUACCGUCCCAUCUUUAUCACAUGUUAUUUGAACUCUUUAAGAAUGCAAUGAGAGCUACAGUGGAGGCGCAUGAGUCCAGCCUUACGCUUCCGCCAAUCAAAGUCCGAGUUUCCCUCGGAAGCGAAGACCUGACCAUAAAGAUGUCGGAUAGAGGUGGUGGAGUUCCGCUGAGGAAGAUCGAGCGCCUCUUCAGUUACAUGUACUCCACAGCACCUAGUCCAGUCACUGGCAACACCCGCAAUGCACCACUGGCUGGAUUUGGUUACGGCCUCCCUAUUUCCCGUCUCUACGCCAAGUAUUUUCAGGGAGAUCUGCAGCUGUACUCUAUGGAAGGAUACGGAACCUCCGCUGUGAUUUACCUAAAGGCCUUGUCCUCAGAGUCCAUUGAGCGGCUGCCGGUAUUCAAUAAGUCCGCCCUUAGGCACUACCAGACGAGCACGGAGGCUGACGACUGGUGUGUUCCCAGCAGUGAGCCCAAGAAGCUGGGCAAGUACGAGUACAAUGUAUAGAAGUCUGGCAUGACAAGAGACACGCUGGAGCCAUCGGAAGCCCAUAGUGUGGAUCACAAAGUCUGCGGGCAGCAGCACGUUAGAGUCGAUGGCAGCCAGAAGCGUUGAGGAAUUUACUUUUAGUACCGGAAUUCUCAGAUGUUUGUAUGGGGGCAUUUCUUACAUUGCAUUUUACAGAUUGUAGCAGAUUCCUUAAGUAUAUUUUAUCAUUAUGGUAGUUACAGAGUAUUAAAAUAUAAACUUGAUUUGUCUUGAUAAGGGACUGACACGAGCAUUUGCACUUUUAGGAGACCGUUUGAGCUAUUUUAAUGUAAACAACUUUUUUCUGAUUUUUAAAAAUUUUUUUAAAAUCUUUUUUCACUCCUUUUUUUCCUCCUAGUUUUGACAUGCUCAGUUAUUCAGUCCUUAUGUAACCCCACAAAAGCAUGACACUUGGGUUCACACAAUCACACAGUUUGUUCUUUUUAUUGAAUGGGCUUUGUCGUUCUGAUGUAGUACAUUUGGAAGAGAGCAACAUUUUUCCUGUUCCACCUAUAGUUCUGUAGGUGCACAGCUGACCUUAGGAGUCACCAUGAGCGGGCAGCAUGACCCACUCAUCUCACCUGCUUAAUGGAACACAGGCCAAUUUGUGUUCCCUGGGCCUGCUGUGGGCACAGAUGGGUUUGAGUCCCAGCAGGGUUGUGUAGUGACAUACCUUUGGGCAUUCCCCAUGGUUUUCAGUUUCUGCUAAGAGAACAGAUGUCUUCAGUUUUUAGUGUUAAUAUAUACAAUGUACUGUAUAUUAGACAGAGGCCUUGGCUACAACAACCACUACAUGAUUGUUGACCUUACUGUUGUUUCUGACCAAAUGAUCUAAUGAGCAGCCGUGAAGUGGGAGGUUGUUCUUUCACAUGUGGGCCAUUUCAAGAGCAAAUUAUACCUUGGGUGUACAUUCACACAGGUGUGCAUUCACACAGAUGUACAUACACACAGGUGUACAUUCUCCGGCAGCUAAGCGCUUCAGACCUAUCGAUCAUAACAGCACAGAGUAGAAAUUAGAUUUCAGUUAUAGAUAAGCUAAUACUGACAGUUUUGAUGAAAAGCCAAUUUUUACCUCACCAGCUAUGAAUCUUUUGUUAAAAGCUGCUCUGUAGUUUGACCAUAGCAAGUUUCCCACAAGGGUUAUCCCGGAAGUGAAGUAUUGUUAGUGUGUGGUUAAUUCUGUCUCAGUUAUAUUAUUAGGUAAGAGCUAAAGUCAGACUACAUUGCUCAAGGGGACUGUGAAGGGUAUGCAACCAAAGUAUUAGAAAAUUUUUAAAAAAGUGUUUUCUUUGGUAUCUGGAGCAUCGUAUGUUUACUCUGUUUUACUCUAGUUUUUGGUUUCAGGUGUAAAGUGAUAUAACUGUUCCACAGACUUCCUUUCUUUUUUUUUCCUUUUUCCAGGGGUUGUUUUCAUAGUUUUCUCUACAAAAGCAACAUUUGCAAAGCAGUUUUGGUUUAGGCCAUACUCUGCCUUUUUCACAGUUCUAUGCGGUUUAUUGGCAAAAGCAUAAAACCACUCGUAAGUAUGAAAAAGGAACACUAUCAAAGGGUUUGUUUAUUCAUUCCUUUCCCUGCAUGUUGAAAUAUUGUGAUUUGUCUCUUUUUUUUUGUUUGUUUUUAAUGUUGAUCCUGUUGUGUGUGUGUGUGUGUGUGUGUGUGUGAGAGAGAGAGAGAGAGUGUAACCUGCCAUAGUCGUGCCCUGUGACUCUCGAUUAGCUCAUUUCUGUAGAAAUGCAUUAAGCGACCCCAAGCCCAUGGUACAGAAGGGUUAACGCCCCCCCCACACACAGACACAGACAUACAACUGUACAUGAAUGUUAAAUUUUAACAGCAUUUUUACAUCUUCAGUAUUGUUUUGCAUUUAAACAGAUGGUAUGAAACUAAUUACACUGAAGUGCCAACAGCCGUGAGUGUCUGCGGUGGAUGUCAUUGUUUUACUCACAUGAUCUCAGGAUGGUCGCAGUGUGUCAUACGUUCAUAUCGUCAAGAGUGCUGUGUGCGUUCAUGAAAACUUGACCCAAGGGUCGGAUCGGUGGAGCUGACUGAAUAAACCCGCUUUUGCGUUGUGUAAAAUGAAGGCGUGAUGGAGAGGAUAGUUUUUUUUUUUUUUUUUUUUUUAGGUUAGUUUUUAUAAAACUAUAAACUAAAAUUUCUGUUCACUCAAAUAAAGAACAACCACUGUCCUUCAUGCAUGUUGCUCGUUGUAUUGCUUUCAUGGCGUCGCACGACAGAAUUUCUUCGGUGCUCACGUCCACGGUUUGUACCCGUAAUUCCACAGCACCGCUUUGUUGCUGUAGUCCUUCAGUCUUACCGCGGACGGUUAUUCCGCAGCUACGGACGGUCCCGACGCUGAACGUUCUGUGUUUUUCCUGGAGUGUGGCUGCGAUUUGUCUCGUCUUCUGGAAUUCCGGCCCGCCGGGCCUCUGCGGGGGCGCCCGGCCUCUCGGCGUUCCCACGCCAAGCCGAAAGCCUUCGCAUUACCUCUCAUUUCCCAUUUUGACACGGUCAGCAAUAAAAUUUGAACUUGGCAGCUUCCGUUGUUGCCUAAGAAAACUUGCAUGCUACAGCACUUUUUUUUUUUUUUUAACUGGAUGUUGUCUAGUCAACACUGUUAAUACGUUACGUAAUGGAAAGUGUGUGGUCCACAUGUGAUAAGAAUCUUGCUGAAGUGUAUCGGGUGAGAAGGACAAUGGCUGCGUGUCGCUCCUGCGCCCUGCGGCCCCGUGCUGCACAGCUCCGGGGCUUCUUCGCACCCCGACUUGCGAAAGAGCCUCUUUAACAAGGCACCCGAUUGUGUUCCAAGCCUAUGAUGCAAAUAAAGUGAUUGCAGUA
Scleropages formosus (Asian bonytongue) is the source of this 5070-nucleotide messenger RNA. RefSeq names its product pyruvate dehydrogenase kinase, isozyme 4 (gene pdk4). Gene Ontology annotation, molecular function: pyruvate dehydrogenase (acetyl-transferring) kinase activity. Gene Ontology annotation, biological process: protein phosphorylation; regulation of glucose metabolic process. Gene Ontology annotation, cellular component: mitochondrion. Bases 988 to 2217 code for a protein of 409 amino acids. Lineage: Eukaryota; Metazoa; Chordata; Actinopteri; Osteoglossiformes; Osteoglossidae. The transcript is spliced from 11 exons. The record is from RefSeq and is a predicted model, not a curated record.